UUUCUGACAUACACAGAGACGCCGGAAGAAAAAAAAAAAAACUCACGUUGAGACGUGACGUAGACGUAGGACGUACAGCACGACAGCGCCCUCACGCGGCCCGACUGUGAACUGAGAUUUAAUGAAGUGAAUAGAAUAGAAUAGAAUAGAAUAGAAUAGAAUAGAAUAGAAUAGAAUAGAAUAGAAUAGAAUAGCAUUUCGACUCAGAAUUAAUUUAAUAAGCCAUAAGGAUUCUAUUAUUAUAUUAUUAUUAUAUUAAAAUUGAUGGACUGCCAAAGAUGGACUGCUCUUCGGCAGUGAGGCUGAGAAACAGCUGAGAAAAGGUUGAGAAACAUUCAUUAAUAUAAAUUGUAAUCCUUACCUCGCACAAUGAACAGAAAUGAUCAUAAAAGUACAACAGGUGGAACUGGUGGCCAAUGACCAAACCUCACUAUUUUUUAAAUAAGAAACGAGAUCAGUCAGUGAAGGACACUCAUUUUUCAGUCAAGGCCUUUCCGUGCCACAUGGCUCAACAGAAAAUUGACAUGUGGAAAAAUAUCAGCACUGACAGUGGGACAGUGGACAGACACAGGACACAGCAUGGCUCAUUCUGUGGAUGUUUAAUUUUGAAUUCUAAAAUAAAUAAAGUGAUUUAACAGUGAACAGCAGUCUAGUUGGAACUGCUCCACUCUUGUCUGGAAGUGCAUCUCGUGUGUUCCUCAUCUUCUGGAGAGCAGAGUCAAGUGUCGUCAAACCAUGUUUGUGACAUUGUACCUGAAGAUAAGACUAGAUUCCAGCAUUGAAGCAUCUGAAUUUUUCAGAUUGUUCAUUUUCAGGUGGUUACAAGCAUGACGUAACAAGUCACAUGAAACUGCUCCAGCAGUCAAGAAGCAAAGCGAACAACUCUGCCCUGAAAUCCCUUCAAAUGUCGGAUUAUGUUCAAACUUUAUCGGUGGAAGCUCAGGAGCAGCAUGUUAGGAAACUGAGGUAUCAGACAUGUAUUUUCCCUGAUCCUUACAGUUUGAGGGCAGGAUCAUGGGUUGACGACCCCUCAUGGUGACCAGACAUUAUAUUCGUGCUUUUCCAGUUUUUAAAAUGCUGCCAUGUAAUCACAAAAAUGUUCUGAAACAAUAAUGCAACGAGGAUGCCUUUCCACCUGAAACUCCAGUAAGGUGUCUAAUUUGUGAUUUCUUUUGGGAAGUUGCCCCCGUGUGUCUGCCACGUGUCAGUAGUUUACCUUCAUUUAUGUCACCAAAGUGGCUGAUGAUGCUAACCAGCUCGUAGCAAAGCAUCCUGGGAACCAAACACAACUGAACAUUAUGUUAGCCAUUUGCUCAUAAAUCCUUUAAUUCUUACAAAUUAUUAUAGAUGGCUGGAAGCAGAUUUUCUUUCUGUCUUUUUUUUUUGUCUUAGUGUUGUUGAUUUUCAGGUGAUGAUGGGAGGGGGGGGCAACUUUUGUAAUUGAUGUCUUAUUAGGAACCCAAAAUCUCUCAGUCAGCAAUGUGCAAUAUUUUUUACCUUCUAAAAUAAAAAGCCACCCCAUAGAGGGUUAACCACAAUAUAAUGUAAUUAGUGAGUUUAAAACCUAUAAAACUGUUUUAAAAUCAGACAACAACCAAGUGCCAGUAGGAAUUAUAGAUAGCAUAUCAUUUGAAAUGGGUGUAUUUGCAAAAACUGCUCAAAAAUGAUCACCAUCGUCCUACAUUCCAGUUACUUUGUGAUAAACUGAGUGACUCCAUUAUGUAAUAUUUAUAUAUGUUCAGGUUUCGUUUCCUUUCAGAUAAUGUCCCAGCUGAAUGUUGGUGAGGUGAGUCUGAGAUGCAGAAAAUGUUAAACCACAUUAAAGUUUGUCAUACUUAUUAUGAUAUGAAACAAAUGUUGGGAAAACACACAUUUACACUAAUAUCAAAUCAGAACUUUUUUUUUUUUCUCACUCCCACUCCUGAUAUCACAUAAAAUGUGUCUCCAGAAUACAUCCCAAAAGGAAAAUUAUUGACGCUACAAUAAACAUAACCUCGUCUAUUCAUAUGUUUUUUUCAAGUGUUUGUCUUUAAAGGGGUGGACUUACUGGCAUUGCAUGGUCAGAGUCCAACCAUAGAGAAUCAGAGAUACCCCAGCUGAUCGAGUUAUGGACACUCAGUAUCGCCAGUUUGGAUCAUCUGAGAGCGAGUCUAAUUUUGCAGAGCAGAACGUCACUACUCACACAGUGUUCACAGGCAUGAAGAAGACAGUGAUUUAUGUCCUGUAUGGCAUCUUGGUGCUGCUGCUGCUCAUCCUGCUGAUGGUCGUCGGGAUAAGAUUCUCCCAGUUAAACAAGGAUAUCGCUAACAUCAGACAUCACAUGGAGAGAAUCAGCCACGGAGGAGCAGUUUCAUCAGCCAGUGCAGCCGUGCAGGAGGUGUUAGUGGAUGAAAUUGCCCCAGAUAGAGGAGCGUGUAGGAACGGAUGGUCGUCUUUCCAGAGAAGCUGCUAUCUGCUGUCAAGGUCUGAAGUUAAAUGGAGCAGAGCAGAGCAGCUGUGCAAGGAAGAGGGAGGGCACCUGCUGGUUGUGAAUGAUAUGGAUGAACUGGACUACAUCUCAAAAAUUGUUGAAAUCAGGUUCAACUACUGGAUCGGACUUGUGGAGCGACACAAUGAAGGACACUGGAGCUGGGUGGAUGGGACGGACUUCAGCUCUACCGAAACCUUCUGGGAUGAAGGUCAGCCUGACGACUGGGACUACAGAGAGAACGGAGAGGACUGCGGACAGCUUCAUGGCUCUAACGUUCGCAAACGCAAGCUGUGGAACGAUGCUGAUUGCAACCUGUCGUAUAGGUACAUCUGUGAAGCCCGAGCAUGAGAGACAGCGGACCUCUCUGGGAUGGAGUUCUCUCUCAUCAAUGUGACAGAUUACAGUUUGUCAUGAAAGAAAAAGCACUGAAACUUGCUCACACUGAAU
Messenger RNA from Salarias fasciatus (jewelled blenny), 2917 nucleotides. Its product is annotated as hepatic lectin-like. The record is from RefSeq and is a predicted model, not a curated record. The transcript has 8 exons. NCBI's taxonomy places the organism in Eukaryota, Metazoa, Chordata, Actinopteri, Blenniiformes, Blenniidae. The coding region runs from base 2108 to 2818 and encodes 236 amino acids.